Lingula anatina is the source of this 2120-nucleotide messenger RNA. RefSeq names its product PTB domain-containing engulfment adapter protein 1. Lineage: Eukaryota; Metazoa; Brachiopoda; Lingulata; Lingulida; Lingulidae. The record is from RefSeq and is a predicted model, not a curated record.
UUCCCGUCAGUCGCCGUCUACUAGGUGCAAGGUACGAGGAAGAAACCACCUACUUUCAAAGUAGGAGUGACCGGAGUAAAUUUAAGGAAAGCGAGAGUGACUUGUACCGUCCGUAUUUCUUUACAAGUCAGACUUCCUGGACACAACUCCUCAAUGUGUGAGACAGAUCGGUAGCAGCAGUUUUCAUUUUUAGUCAGUUUUGGGAAGAGGAAGUUCAUCCAGUUUUCCGUCAUGAAUCGUCAGACCAGUUUUGCGCGCUGGGUGCAGGGCCAGAAGGAAAACCAGUCUCACAGUCGAAACAUGAACAAGCAGUGGGUUCAUCCUCCAGAAGCUCUCCUCAGAGGGCAUAUAGUCUACAAUGUCAAAUAUCUUGGAGGAUGUGGAGUGGAAACAGCCAAGGGGUCUGAUGUAGUCAAGGAUGCAAUUAGGAAAAUGAAGUUCAACAAACAGUUAAAGAAGUCAGAAGGCAUCAAGCCAGCCAAGGUGGAGCUGACAAUAUCCGUGGACGGGGUGACCAUUCAGGAUCCUAAAACCAAAAUUAUCAAGCACCAGUAUCCUCUGCAUCGUAUCUCUUACUGCGCAGAUGACAAGUCAGACAAGAGGAUGUUCACCUUCAUUGCCAAGGAGGCGGACUCACAGGAUCACACUUGUCACGUGUUUGACAGCGAGAAAUGUUCUGAAGAGAUCACUCUGACAGUGGGGCAAGCAUUUGACCUCGCCUACAGAAAAUUUCUGGAGUCUUCAGGACGCGACAUGGAUCUCAAGAAACAGUUCUUGCUGCUGCAAAAGAAGGUCCAGGCACUGUCCCAUGAAAACCAGGAACUGAAGACCAGGAUCCAGGAACUGGAAGGCAUGAAGGACAGAGACGAGAUCCAGAGAUACAUGGAGCAGAACCAUUCUAUCACGCCAGCCUCACCAGUGUCUCCAGCUGACUUGAUUGAUUACAAUUUUUAUUUCGGUCACCAUAGUGACCUGAGCACUGUGGCAACAGAGGCCACAGAGACCAAUGCCGAGAACAACCACCGCGAGGUCCCCACGGUGGGCCGGAGACUGGAAGGGCUGAUAUUUGAAGAUGACUUUGUGCCUCAGACCAAUGGCAGCGCUACUCCUAAUACUAGUCAGUCGUCCCCCAGUCAGUUACCAAUAUUGUCCCCACCCCCCAGCACUGGGAAGAGACCUCAUCAUGGCACACCCACCUCACCAGCCAGUACUUCUAAUAACCAAGAUUUAUUGGGCUCCAACCCCUUCACCUCACCAAGCAGCAAUGUAUCUGGUGGAGAGGAUCCAUUUGGUAUGGGGGCCUUCAACCCUAGCGCCAAGGACCUUGACCAUGCUAUCAUGAAGGUUGACAAAGAACUGUUGGACUUACAGGCUGGCUUCAGUCAAGGAUUGUCCUUUGGCACACAUGACUUUAAUCUGGAUGAUCUAGACCCCUUGAACAAGAAGUAAAAUAUAACUGUAAAAGUUCUGUCUGCUUACAUUAUGCAUGCUGACAAUUCUAUCAGCAACAAAGACUUAAAAGGACUGCUGCUGUUGCAGUGCAUGAGAAUGGUUAAAUUGAAUGGGGUAACCUUGACCUUGAACACCUUAACAGGAGGCUGGUGACCUUGACCUCUGACCCAUUUACUGAUAUCAUGAACACCGACUGCUGCAUUAACCAAGAUUGAGGGCUGGGGAUGUUUAUCUUAACAUGGUCAAGAAAUAAAGUUGAUCCUAUUGCCAAUCAUGACAAACUGACAAGAUUUCUCACUUUGUCAUAAUGGCCUUCAGCGGAUGACCCACUGACCAUUAGUGACCUUGAACUUCAUGAACUUGACCUUGAUAAUCUUUCAGUAAAUAUAAGCAAGCAGAAAUUCAAAUCACAUAUCAACUGAAAUGAUGCUCAAGGUGUGUGAAAAUGAGACCAUAAGGAGGGAAGCGAGUGUCACCGUGAGGGAACCUCUUAGCAGUGUGAAACAUUAUCACAUUAAGACAGACUACGUGGGUGCAGUUGACUUCAGAGACUUGGAGAUGCCCCCUGCUGUAACCUUGUACCUCCAUUGUUUACUUUUGAUAGGAGAUAUAACAGAAAUGUAAACACUUGUCCAAUGCACUUACUUCAGAGGAUAUUUGAGUAUUAU